CUUCAAACCGUGAAAUGCUUGCGCGUCAACCAAUAACUUUACGAAUAGAAUGGUGAAUCCUACUAAAUUCAUCUUAAAUGACAAUUAUCUUUAUCACAGAUGUCAUAUACUUAGUGUAAUACAUUUUCUAUCCUAGAAAAAUAUAGUUUAUAUGCUUGCGAUGAAAUGGUCAUUUAAUUACAAAGAGGAAAUUUGUUUGAUUAAAAAAUUAUAAAUAGAUACGAGAAGUCAGUAAUAUAGAAAAGUUAUGUCACUCCGAGAUGUCGCUGUACAUGAAAGCUCGUAUGUUGGUAGUGUGACAAGCUAGGGUUUUGCAAAAGCUACAAAUAAUUUUGGGUAGUGGCUUUGAGUAGCUUCGUAACCUAACGACGCGUGGUUGAUACGGUUUAUAUGUUAUUAAUAAUUUACCGGGGUUUUUGAAAUAAUUCUCAUUCUUUUACUGCCGAUUUAUUGUACAAAUCAGUGUUAGUGAUAACCGUUUUAGUGCUAAUUGUUUGCUUGUGCCGGUUUGUUGUUGCAUCUUCGUUAAGAAAAGUUGAUCCGACAAUGGGAAACAUUCACACCUGUGGUCCAAACGAAGCUCUCGUAGUAUCAGGAGGAUGUUGCGGAUCGAUGAAGAAGAGGACCAUCGUCGGUGGCUACGCCUUCGCGUGGUGGUGCGUCACCGACGUCCAACGGCUGUCUCUCGAAGUGAUGACACUGAAUCCCGUCUGCGAGAACGUCGAGACCGCCCAGGGUGUACCAUUGACCGUCACGGGGGUAGCGCAAUGCAAGAUCAUGAAGGCGGACGAGCUGCUGCACACUGCCAGCGAACAGUUUCUCGGAAAAAGCGUCCACGACAUCAAGUCGACGAUCCUUUCUACUCUGGAGGGCCAUCUUCGUGCGAUAUUAGGUACCCUUUCGGUGGAGGAGGUGUACAAGGAUCGAGAUCAGUUCGCGACUCUGGUGAGGGAAGUCGCGGCUCCGGACGUCGGCCGCAUGGGUAUCGAAAUCCUGUCUUUCACGAUAAAGGACGUCUAUGACGACGUUCAAUACUUGGCGUCUCUUGGCAAAGCUCAGACGGCGGCAGUUAAACGCGACGCCGACGUUGGCGUCGCCGAGGCGAACCGCGACGCCGGUAUCCGAGAAGCGGAAUGCGAGAAACUGGCGAUGGACACGAAAUACAACACCGACACGAAAAUCGAAGACAACGCCAGACUUUUCCAGCUGCAGAAAGCGAAUUUCGACCAAGAAGUGAACACAGCGAAAGCUGAGGCUGCGCUCGCGUACGAGCUUCAAGCAGCGAAAAUAAGGCAACGGAUACGAAACGAAGAGAUCCAGAUCAAAAUCGUGCAGAGGCGCAAGCAGAUCGAGGUGGAGGAGCAGGAAGUACGACGAAAGGAGCACGAGCUCCAGAGCACCGUGCGAUUACCGGCGGAGGCUGAGCAUUACAAAAUCGGAAGAGUAGCGGAAGGCAAAAGGACGCAGACUGUAGACGCAGCCAAAGCCGAGGCCGAGAAAAUUCGAUUGAUCGGAGACGCCGAAGCUCACGCUUUGGAGGUAAUAGGAGUGUCGGAAGCUGAGCGUAUGCGGAUGAAGGCUGUCGUGUACGAGAAGUACGGCGAAGCUGCCAUUCUGAACAUCGUUUUGAACGCUCUGCCAAAGAUCGCAGCAGAGGUAGCAGCGCCAUUGGGUAGAACGGAGGAGAUAGUUCUUCUAGGAGGGAACGACGCGACCAGCGGAGAAAUUACACGCCUUGUAGGGCAAGUACCUCCAGCUGUUCAAGCACUGACCGGUGUAGAUCUUUCAAAAGUGUUAGGAAAAAUACCAGGGGCUAAGUAAUGGCGAACAGAGUAAGACAGACCGGCGACCAGGCGAUCAGACAUUCGGAAUUAGCUGAGGAAAGGAGCAAAACUUUCUACUGCCAAAGGUUUCUCUGCUAUUCUAUCAUCCACUGGUGACACUCCACUUUUUUCUCAUUCCCGAAUUACUCUACCUCAAACGUAGAUGAAACCACGUUGAACACAACCGAUCGAAUCGGCCGUGUCUCCGCUAUAAAUACGUUUAACGCAUUCAGGACCAGCCGAUGCGCGGAUCGAUCGAAUGUAAUAUCCUGACACACGGCCGUGUUACAUCUGCGAGCUGCUGCCUAAUUUUAUUCUACCUUGUCCUGCUGGGGUUCGUUCGAACUAGCGGUCCACCAGCUAGUGAUUAACCACUUCGAUCGAAUCGUUGAGAAAGCAGAACCGCGCGGUCGGCGUAUGCGUCGAGAACAUUGAAGAGAGAACCAUCGAAGACGAAACUCUACGUCCUGAAUGUAUUAACGACGAUCACGUUUGCGACGCUCGCUCCUCGCGUUACACAUUGUCACGUAAAACGCACAUUGCCUAGUCAAUCUCUGUCACCAUCGUCCGUGCAUAACGUUUUCCGACGCGUUCCAUUCUUGCGAGUAUCGAGCCGAUCCGAUCGACGAAGGACUCUUGUCGUCGGCGGUCCGUAACCUCUUCCAUUGGCCACAGCUCGUACCGGUCAAGUCGGCGCGUAAGAGGUACAGGUUUCUCUCGGUGUCCUCCGAGUCGAUGCUUCGGAUGCAAUAAUUUCUAUCCAGUCUUACUAUCGAACUUACUAGAGAUCAGUGUUUUCAACCACGCCGGUAAGUCCCAUCGAUCGACAGCCGAUCGGUGUCGCACGCGGAAUCAAGAACGGAUCUUUCGUCGAAGCUUUCGUCGUCGAUGUCUCGAACGUUACACCCGAGACGCGACCGCGGUUGGGAGCAAACGAGACCGGAGAAGGAGAGCUAACACGAGGACAAGCAGAUAAUAACGAUCAGCAGCGGUUCACUUGCAAAAUUGAAGGAACUUGUGGCAGCGCGACGUAGCCGGGAAUCGAAUUAUGUAGGCGGAUGCGCGCCGUCGCAUACGCGUGAGUCUAUUGUGAUUGAAAACUUUUGAUCAUUGUGUUCAUCAUAACGUAAGUAACUUAACAAAGGGAAGAAGGAAAGGAGGAAAGAGAGAGAGCGAGCGAGAGAGAGAGAGAGAGAGAGAGAGAGAGGGAGAGAAAGGACGAGCGAAAGAGAGAGAGAGAAAGACGGAACGUUUGGACGGAAUAUUUAGCGACGUGGAAGUCAACCGUCCGUAAUUGUUGUACAUAUUCAUAGUAACCUGUGUAUAAUAGAAGCUGAAGGUAUCUGUCUUGCUUGUUAGAACGAUACGCGACGGAACGGGCUAAUCUAAACAGUCACUGGUGCUCGUUCACUUCGUUUCUUAGCUCUUGAAGUCUUUAGUGAAUUAUAGUGAUACUAGGUAGGGAAUAACAUGACAAGGCGUUUUUCACCAGUGAACACUGAGAAAAAUUGAUAGCGAUUAGUAUCAUAUUGAAGUUUGGAAAUAGUUGCAGUAGCAGCAUGUAUAUUUAGGGCUAAUGUUAAUAUUGUUCUCGAAUGAAGUAAUGAUAUUUGUAGAAAUGUACGGUUAAUGUUGAGCUCUCUAUUUCGAAUGAAGUUCGUUUGAACCCUUUCACGCCGCUUAAUUAAUUUAUAAAUUCGUGAUCUUUUAUUUUACCGCAAAAGCUGGUACAGCUUAGGACACGUGAAGCAAAUGAGCACGAGUGAUCCUCGUUCGUCGCGUUCGUAUCCAAAAUUCUCUCGUUUGACCACGCAUCGGAAAACUAACCACAUUACCGACAAGUAUAUUACUAUUCCAAACCGGAGAAAGUGCCAAUUUGUAAAUACAAUAUCGUCUCGCCGCCGUAGCAAAAGAAUAUAAUAUUUAUACCGCAUUACGAGCAUUCCGUUGUAUCGCACUUUAUUAUUAUGUUAACAGUGCUUGCAUCAAGCUGACCUUAACACAGUAUUUAUGAGUUUGUUCGGUGAAUACUUGGACGCGGAAGCCUUCCGCUUUCUGAACUUUACGGUUUUAAUAAAAACACACAUUUCUGUUAAUCGGUUCACACCGAGUUAUUCCGCUAUGAUUCUGUCAGUAAUUUUUAGAGAGUAAAUCUACAUAUAUUGCGUAAUUACUGCUUUGCAAUUUAACACUGUAUCUUUCAACUUUCGGUAGUUUUUUUAUGAUAUCUUAAUAUGAUAAAUAAUAAAAUAAGUAGAUUAAAAUUAGUUGGAAGUUCUGUGGCUUUGUAUCAUGGUGGAUGCAAACCAUCGCUUGAGAAGCAAAUUAUCAUUUAUACUUUAUAUAAUGAAGUGUCAAUAUUCAGCUAGUAAAUGCAACACUUUUCUUUGCCGCUUUCAUAUGUUUGUAAAUUUACUCUUUAUAUAUCCUGCAUUGCAGUAAUACCGAACAUUUAAAAAUCAGCUGUAUAUUUAAUGCAAUGGAUUGAAGACUAUUACAGAUACUUUUAAUAUUAUUUAUAUACAGUAAAUUCUACUCGAAACAGUUACUAUAAUUUUUUCAGUUAUAUGAAAUUGUAAUGUUAGUGAAAAGAGACUAAUGAAAUAUUUUUCAUCCCAUUCUACUUUGAAUAUUUUAUCACAUUGAUAAUGUGAGGUCUUCAAACCAGUGCAUAGGAAGCAAAUUCUUACUCUUUCCUUUGCAAACUGUCAUAUAUAUACAUAUACAUAUAUCUAUUAAAUACUGAAAAGGGAAGUGCAAGAACAUAAAAUUGUCAGCCAUUAAAGAUACGUCUUCCCCUCCAACAUGAGAAACAGAAGCGAAAGAAAGGUGAGAGUAUAGUACAUUUAGAUCAGUACAAAAGAAAAAAGAAAUGAUAAGUGAGAACUAAUUUCAAAGGGAGAUUAUAUUCAAAGCGAUCGUUGAAAGUGGUCAUAAUCUGUAACUACAAGGUCUAUGUCCACAUAAUAUUUUUAAUAAUAAGAAGAAGUCGAAGCUGUAGAUGUCGAUUGUAUUAAAGUAGAAA
This is a messenger RNA of Nomia melanderi (Alkali bee), 4848 nucleotides long. It is a transcript of the gene Flo2, whose product is annotated as flotillin-2. Lineage: Eukaryota; Metazoa; Arthropoda; Insecta; Hymenoptera; Halictidae. The record is from RefSeq and is a predicted model, not a curated record. Gene Ontology annotation, biological process: protein localization to plasma membrane; regulation of myoblast differentiation. Gene Ontology annotation, molecular function: protease binding. Gene Ontology annotation, cellular component: plasma membrane; cytoplasmic vesicle; flotillin complex.